AUGCCCACAUUGCCAAGAGAAUUACUAUUCGCAACACAACACCAAGAUUACGCGUUUGGUUUAGACGCAUCUGGUUUGAAAGUAGAGCCGCUAUCAACCGGGGCGGAGCAUUAUGAGGAAAUUGUCCCUCCGCCACCACCUAUUGAUCAAGCAAAUCGUAGCGUUCACGAGAGCGAAGUAGAAAAUCAAAGCAACCCUGAAGGCAACGACCGCAACAGAAAGAUGCGUAAAAAGCCUGCAGUAACUGAACAGAAGAUUAUCGAAAUGGUAGCAAUUUUUCCAUUUUUGGAUACAAGCUGGUGUAUAGUGACCAAGUGGACACGUCACAUGGGCUUUUGCAUAACCUACACAUCAUUGCUAAUGAAAACUUGGCGUGUAUCUUUAACGUAUCGGGUUAAGUCAGCUCAUAAAGUUAAGCUUACUGAUCAGCAGUUGCUGCAAUGGAUGGUGCCCAUAUUAUUGGUAAUGCUUAUUUACUUGGGUACAUGGACAAUAUCCGACACUCCCUUUGCCGAAUUUAUACACGAUCAGAAUGGUUUAAAAUUUAGACAAUGUUCUUACAAUUGGUGGGAUCAUAGUUUGGCUAUCGGUGAGGUAUUUUUUCUGGCCUGGGGCAUACGAGUCUGUUAUAAUGUCCGCAAUGCUGAAUCGUUAUACAAUGAAGCCCGCUUAAUAUCUUAUGCAAUAUAUAAUAUAGCGAUUGUUAAUAUAACAAUGGCAAUUAUACAUCUCUUCAUAUUUCCGGAAGCUGGACCUGAUAUUAAAUAUACUUUAGGUUUUGUACGAACCCAAUUGUCGACCACCACUACCAUAGCUUUAGUAUUUGGGCCAAAAAUUUCGCGAGUUUUUAAAGGUCAAGGAGACAAAUGGGAUCAAAAGGCUAAAGUGCGCAGUAUAACAGCCUCAUUUUCAUUAAAUGGCGUUGGCCUAGUGCCCGAAGAAUCUCCCGAUCUCUAUCAAGAAAAUGAAGAGUUAAAGGAGCAAAUUCAAAAAUUGGCUCAUCAAAUUGAAUUCAUGAAGACUGUGCAUAUGCAGAUCAAUAAUAGACAUUUAAAACCUAAGCCGGGCGGUUAUUUUACAAUAACCUCAACUUCUUUCCAAGCACCAUUUAGUAAAAGUAACAUGUCUUCAACGCAAACACAAACUUCCAAAACUGAGGAAACCCUUAGCGGUUCCGCCUCUAAAGG
This is a messenger RNA of Glossina fuscipes, 1187 nucleotides long. Its product is annotated as probable G-protein coupled receptor CG31760. The record is from RefSeq and is a predicted model, not a curated record. Gene Ontology annotation, cellular component: membrane. The transcript has 6 exons. Lineage: Eukaryota; Metazoa; Arthropoda; Insecta; Diptera; Glossinidae. Gene Ontology annotation, biological process: G protein-coupled receptor signaling pathway. The annotation marks the transcript as partial. Gene Ontology annotation, molecular function: G protein-coupled receptor activity.